Messenger RNA from Debaryomyces tyrocola, 159 nucleotides. Lineage: Eukaryota; Fungi; Ascomycota; Pichiomycetes; Serinales; Debaryomycetaceae. The record is from the annotation of a GenBank genome assembly.
GAAGGUUGGGAUUUGACACCAUAUGAUAGAGAUACUUUCUACACUAAGAAUAAUUGGGGUUACAACUCUUGGACUAACUAUGAUGAAAAGACUGAAGUUGGCAAGGACGCGGAGGUCCAAAGAAUCGCCCAAGCCAUAGAAGAAAUUAAAGUUAAAUAG